Molecule: messenger RNA, 1572 nt
Organism: Penicillium expansum
Lineage: Eukaryota; Fungi; Ascomycota; Eurotiomycetes; Eurotiales; Aspergillaceae
Product: Permease, cytosine/purine, uracil, thiamine, allantoin
Exons: 5
Coding region: 1-1572 (523 amino acids)
Biological process (GO): nucleobase transport; transmembrane transport
Cellular component (GO): plasma membrane
Molecular function (GO): nucleobase transmembrane transporter activity
Source: RefSeq, a predicted model, not a curated record
AUGUCUAAACUAUCGCGGCUGCAUGAGCUCCUACUAGUGAAAAGAACUCAACGAGAUGGCAUCGAUCGCCCAGUUGAUAUGCUGGACAAUGACUCAAUCCGACCGACACCACUAAAGGAUCGAACAUGGACCCAACUCACCUAUAUCAUGUUCUGGUUCUCUGCGACGGCGAACGUCAGCAAUUUGUACACAGCUUCCACGGGAAUGGCUAUGGGACUGACCAUGUGGGAAGCAAUCGGAUGCUCCUUCGGUGGUCAGAUCCUUGCUGGUGCCUUGAUGGCUAUCAACGGGCGUGCUGGUGCCAUGUAUCGCAUUCCGUUCCCCGUUCUUUGUCGUUCCAGCUUUGGACAUUGGGGAGCACUGUGGCCGACUUUUAAUCGUGCGGUCAUGUCAAUUGUAUGGAACGGUGUCAAUACUGUACAGGGAGGGCAAUGUUUACUUAUCAAUUGCGCAUUUUUGGUGGUGCCCGUACCAAAGAUGAAGUCUCUGGUCUAUAUCAAAGUCGUGGUCUACUUUGGCGCAGCCUUUGCUAUGCUGGGAUGGACUGUGUCUCUCGCCGGUGGCUCUCUGAAGACAAUCAAUGCGCCCUCGAAGGUUCACGGCUCCGAGAAAAGUUUUCUCAUUUUCAGGUUCCUCUUCUUGGGACUCGCAAGUUGCGGAACCUUUAUCUCCAACGCGUCUGAUCUCCAGCGAUAUGCUAGAAAGCCCAAUGACGUCCUCAUCGGCCAGUUCAUCAGCUUUCCGCUGUCCAACUUUUUGGUUGCCAUUUUGGGAAAUCUUAUCGCAUCAGCUAGCAAAGCUAUCUUUGGAGAGCUCAUCUGGAGCCCGCUUAAUUUCUUGGACAAAUUGAUGGAAGGAGAGCGAUACACCUCUGGCAACCGCGCAGCCUGUGCCUUCAUUUCUCUGGCAUUCGUUUAUUCGACUGUCUUCUCUGCCAUUUUCGAGAAUUCUAUCCCUGCGGGUAACGACAUUGCAGCCCUGCUGCCAAAAUACAUUUCAAUCAAACGAGGAUUCUUCAUCUGUGCCGUCCUCUCCUUUGCCAUCUGCCCCUGGUAUCUCCUCGCAUCAGCCUCAAUCUUCAUCACAUUCCUCUCCUCCUACCAGAUCUUCCUAUCAGCAAUUACUGGAAUUCUCAUCUGCGAUUACUACCUUAUUCGCCGAGGGCUGCUCAACAUUCCAGCCCUGUAUGUCACAAGCCCAAGUCCGUACCGAUACUUCCACGGAUUCAACCCGCGAGCAUUCUUGGCCUACGUUAUUGCGAUUGCGCCCAACUUCUAUGGGUUCCUUCACCAGAUGGGUGUCAAGGCCCCUCUAGGUAUCCAGCGAUUCUACUAUAUCGCUUACCCUACUGGUCUGAUCAUCGCAUUUGUCGUUUAUUACGUGUCAUGUUUGGCCUCCCCCCCGGCUGAUAUGAAGGAGGCAUCCGGAUGGAUAGAACCAAAAGACUUUGUGGAGGAUAAUGAUGCUUCCGGGAGUGAUGGAUAUACUAUUAAUGCUGUUGAGCCCGACUUUGCGGAGAAGGGGAAUGUUGCGGUUACUACCGCAGCUCAUGGUGGAAAGGGUUCAUUCUAA